Molecule: messenger RNA, 2151 nt
Organism: Cuscuta epithymum
Lineage: Eukaryota; Viridiplantae; Streptophyta; Magnoliopsida; Solanales; Convolvulaceae
Source: the annotation of a GenBank genome assembly
GUUUAAUCCAAAUUCUGAUUUCAGUAAUCCAUACUCAAUUUGGCCUGUAUUCAUUGCUAUAUACAAUUUGCCUCCUGAACUUUGCAUGAAAGAGCCAUAUAUAUUUAUGGCUAUGUUGAUACCUGGUCCCCGAUCCCCAGGAAGGAACAUCGAUGUAUAUUUGAGACCACUUAUUGAUGAGUUAAACAUGUUGUGGAAUGUUGGAGUUGAAACAUGGGAUGCUCAUCGAAAGCAAAAUUUCAUGUUGAGGGCAUGCCUUUUAUGGACAAUUAGUGACUCUCCAGCAUAUGGAAUGCUGUCGGGAUGGAGCACACAUGGUCGAUUAGCUUGUCCUUAUUGUUUGGGAGAUGGAAUUGGCCACCAACCUAUCUUGGCAUGGUUGGUCAACGGAUCAUUAUGCUGAGAAAAAGGUUAUGUCUUCAAGGGCUUCUGCUCGCGGUGGUGGUCGGCCAAUUCGUGGUCGUGGAAAUAAUGCUCCCAUUGUUGGUACAAGAAGAACCCAAAACUUGUCGGGGGAAUAUAUAAGUAGCCACAAUGUUCAUCAAUCACCCAGCACCCUCCCAUCAAAUGCAAGUGGCUCUUUUGCUUUUAGGACAAGGGAUGAACCAUUUACGCAGCCCAGUGGGACACAACAAAGUUUCCCACACACACAGCUCUCAUCAAAUGGAAGUGACUCUUUUGCUUUUUGGACCAGGGACGAACCAUUUACGCAGCCUAGUGGGACACAACAAAGUGUCCCACACACACAGCUCCCAUCAAAUGGAAGUGGGUCUUUUGCUUUUAGGACCAGGGACGAACCAUUUACGCAGUCCAGUGGGACACAACAAAGUGUCCCACACACACAGCCCCGCGAUCACAUUGUACUCGGCGAUCUCAAAGUGAAUGAUAAAGUGAGAAAGUCUUUGGAAACUAUUGCCACAAAGUUGUUUACCGGAUGGCCACCCAACUAUGGGAAUUUAGAACCUGCGGCUCGCGAAAACUACAUUAAUCAAUUCUCGAAAGAAUAUACGUGGGCACCGUCAGAUAAUGGGCUAAUGAUUUCCAAACUUCAUUCAAAGUUUUCUACUCGUUAUACGGCACGCUUGUCAAAUAUCAGACAAAAUGUUCAAGAAAAAAUUCCAGAUUUUCUUGAUAACCAAGAUUAUACUAGAUUCAUUCUCUUCCGACCAGAGUUUGUAACCCCUCAGACAUGGGUUGAUUUAUGCAACUAUUGGAACACUGAUGAAUGGAAGAAGAAGUCUGGAAUUGCAAAGCGUAAUCGUGUUGGAAACCUUGGUGAUGGAGAAGUUACUGCUAAGACAAAAGGAAGAAAGUCGAAAGAGGAUUUCUAUUCUGAACUCGCAUUAGAACUUGGCCGAAUUCCCACGAUGGAGGACUUUGGUGAUAAGUGGUGUAAAAUUGACCCUACAACAAACCAACCACAUCAAACAACCUUUGCUCGUUACUUGGCGGUAUAUCGUCAACGCAUGAAAGAAAAGUAUGGACCAGAUCGGGCACAACAUCCGACAUUUGACUAUGAGAUAUGGAUUGAGAUUACUGGUCCUCCAAAAAAGGGACGAUUAGUUGGCGUACCAGAACAAUUAUCUCAUCCUCAUUUGUUUCAACCAUCUAAAGUAGAGGAGGAUCGAUAUGUGGUGUUAGAGCGCCAAUUUGCUGAGAUGAAGACUCAAAUGGAGAUGAUGCAAGUUGGAAUGACAGAUCUCAAGGCAACUAAUCAAAAACUGACGGAGGAAAAUCUAGAGAUCAAAACCCAUUUCAAAUCUACCAUAAGCAAUAUUUGGGGUGUUCUAAUGAAUAUGGGCAUUUCUACUUCAAACACGAUCCCAUUUAAUUUUGUUGGGGGAGGAGGGUAUUCAUCUCAACAACACCCACCAUCUAUGUUUGGGCAGCCUACACAACCUCACCAGCCGUUACCAUUCAGACAUCAACAACCUGCAUCCUUCAGCCAACUUAUUCAGAUGAACUACGCCCAAGCACAACAUGAAACAUUGGGGGAUCAACCUUCACAGUUUGGUAUCACUGGUCUGACACAACCUGCAUCAUCUGAACGGCGUUCAAGAGCGCCUCCCGUCCAUGAAAAUCAACCUUCCCUUGCACCACCUAUUCUUCCAAUGCGACGUACUCGUGAGAGCUCAUCUAGCGAUAAUUCCG